Molecule: messenger RNA, 649 nt
Organism: Euleptes europaea (tarantolino)
Lineage: Eukaryota; Metazoa; Chordata; Lepidosauria; Squamata; Sphaerodactylidae
Gene: MOB3A
Product: MOB kinase activator 3A
Exons: 3
Coding region: 2-649 (215 amino acids)
Biological process (GO): positive regulation of protein phosphorylation; signal transduction
Cellular component (GO): cytoplasm; nucleus
Molecular function (GO): protein kinase activator activity
Source: RefSeq, a predicted model, not a curated record
AAUGGCCAAUCCUCUGAAGCAAGUUUUUAACAAAGACAGGACCUUCCGCCCCAAGCGGAAGUUCGAACCCGGGACGCAGCGGUUCGAACUCCACAAGAAGGCCCAGGCGUCGCUCAACGCCGGGCUGGAUUUGAAACUGGUGGUCCAGCUGCCGCCCGGCGAGGACCUGCACGAUUGGGUGGCGGUUCACGUGGUGGACUUCUUCAACCGCGUCAACCUCAUCUACGGGACCAUCAACGAGUGCUGCACGGAGAAGUCGUGCCCAGUCAUGUCCGGGGGGCCGAAGUACGAGUACCGCUGGCAGGAUGAGAAGUACCGCAAGCCCACCGCCCUCUCGGCUCCCAAAUACAUGAACCUCCUCAUGGAUUGGAUCGAGGUGCAGAUAAACAACGAGGAUAUCUUCCCCACAAAUGUUGGGACCCCGUUUCCCAAAAACUUCCUCCAGGUGGUGAAAAAGAUGCUCUCCCGGCUCUUCCGGGUUUUCGUCCACGUCUACAUUCACCACUUCGACCGGAUUGCCCAGAUGGGCUCGGAGGCCCACGUGAACACCUGCUACAAGCACUUCUACUAUUUCGUGAAAGAGUUCAACCUCAUAGACACCAAGGAGCUGGAGCCGCUGAAGGAAAUGACCUCACGGAUGUGCCAUUGA